Messenger RNA from Spinacia oleracea (spinach), 5060 nucleotides. RefSeq lists its product as uncharacterized. The transcript has 22 exons. The record is from RefSeq and is a predicted model, not a curated record. The coding region runs from base 415 to 4743 and encodes 1442 amino acids. Lineage: Eukaryota; Viridiplantae; Streptophyta; Magnoliopsida; Caryophyllales; Amaranthaceae.
UGGUAAAUUAACCGUCUAUCUUUAAGAAGAAAAAAAAUAAAAACUUCUCCCUCUUUUCCUCUCUCUUCUCCUACCCUUGUUCAACUCCAGAGAGCAGAUUUCACACCAUUUCUAGGGUUUUUCCCGGUGCUCUCUACUCCCUAAUCUCAUCUCAAAUCUCCCCCAAUUUCUACCCUAAUUUAUCCUUUUCUUCGGGUUCCUGAAUUUUCCAAUUUCAUCAAUUUUGAUGAAGCAGAAGAAGUUUCCGAUUCGAUUCGGUUCGAUUUCCCCCCCUCUCCUGUUGACACUGUAAUGGCGAAUUUCAGUUCUCCUAAGAUUCUAUUCCCGCUCUUCUUAUUGUUCUUAAACCCUAGAUUUUUGUUCAAUUUUGGUGUUGAAUCGAGUUCAGCUUGAUUUUGUUAUUCUGUUACUGUAAUGUUGAGUUUCCGUUGUUCAAUGAUUCCACUCUUGCUGCUUUUUGUGUUAAACCCUGGAUUUCUCUCUCCUCCAAUAGCUUAUGCUUCUUCUUCCGUUGCGGAUGAUGUUGAAUUGAGCUUGCUGUUGUUAUCCCAUCAUGAUUAUUCUCCCCCGUCGCCGCCUCCUCCCCCACCGCAUCCGCCGACCGUGUCGUGUGAGGGGGAUCUAGACGGUGUUGGUUCUUUGGAUACCACUUGUCAAAUAGUAUCUGAUUUGAAUCUUACUGAUAGUGUUUAUAUACAAGGGGCGGGCAAUUUUUUCAUCCUCCCUAAUGUAAAACUCAACUGUUCUAAGGCUCCUGGGUGUGAAAUUGCAAUCAACAUCACUGGCAAUUUUAGCUUAGGCGAAAACUCUACUAUUAUUGCUGGUACUUUCGAUUUAGAUGCUUGGAAUGCAUCAUUUAGUGAAGGGUCAGUGAUUAAUACUACUGGAUUAGCCGGCGAUCCACCUCCCCAGACGAGCGGGUCUCCUGCUUUAUUGGAUGGGUCAGGUGGUGGACAUGGAGGGCGAGGUGCGUGCUGUAUGUUGGAUAAUUCGAAGAGCCCUGAGGAUUAUUGGGGCGGGGAUACUUAUUCUUGGUCAACCUUGGAUGAGCCUCGGAGUUACGGAAGUAAGGGAGGAACUACGAGUAAGGAGGUCGAUUAUGGUGGGGGAGGUGGUGGGAGGGUUAGAAUUCGUGUGAAGGAGUUCCUGGUGGUAAAUGCGCAGGUUUUGGCUGAUGGGGGCGAGGGGGGAAACAAAGGUGGUGGCGGCUCUGGUGGGAGCAUCCACAUCAAAGCUCACAAAAUGUCUGGUGAUGGUAAAGUAAGUGCAUGUGGGGGCAAUGGUUUUGGUGGUGGAGGUGGUGGGCGAGUUUCAAUUGAUGUUUUCAGUUGGCAUGAUGAGCCAGACACUUUUUCUCAUGGAGGAAAUAGUUAUGGAUGUUCAGAUAAUGCUGGUGGUGCUGGGACUCUUUUUGACGCUGUUCCCCGCAGCCUUUUUGUUAGUAAUCACAAUCGUUCAACAGACACAAACACCUUGCUGAUGGAUUUUCCUAAUCAGCCUCUUUGGACCAAUGUAUAUGUACGAAACCAUGCGAAGGCAUCUGUUCCAUUGCUUUGGAGUCGGGUGCAGGUUCAAGGCCAGAUUAAACUGGAGGCUGGUGGAGAAUUGAGCUUUGGGCUGGCAAAGUACGCUUCGUCAGAGUUUGAACUAAUGGCUGAGGAAUUGUUGAUGAGUGAUUCAGUGAUCAAGGUGUAUGGAGCUCUUCGUAUGUCUGUGAAAAUGUUUUUGAUGUGGAAUUCUCGAUUGCUAGUAGAUGGUGGUGCUGAUGGCGCUGUUGCGACUUCUUUGCUUGAGGCUAGUAAUCUGCUGGUUCUUAGGGAAUCAUCCUCCAUACACUCUAAUGCUAACUUGGGAGUUCAUGGGCAAGGUUUGCUGAAUUUGACAGGUCCUGGUGAUGUGAUUGAGGCACAACGUCUGGUGCUGUCAUUAUUUUAUGGCAUCCAUAUUGGGCCAGGAGCAUUCUUGCGUGGUCCACUGAAGAGUGCGAAGAAAGAUGACAUGACACCUAGUCUGUACUGUGAUCGCGAUGACUGUCCUAAAGAAUUGCUGCAUCCUCCUGAGGAUUGCAAUGUCAACUCUUCCUUGUCUUUUACUCUUCAGGUAUGCAGAGUUGAAGAUGUUAUCGUUGAAGGCGCUAUAGAAGGAUCUGUCGUCCAUUUUCAUAGAGCCAGGACUAUAAAUGUGAGACCAUUUGGAACUAUAACUGCGUCGGGCUUGGGUUGCUCUGGUGGAAUAGGCAGAGGAAAGGUUCUCAGUGGGGGGCUUAGUGGUGGUGGUGGUCAUGGUGGCAAUGGUGGGGCUGGAUGUCAUGGUGGUACUUGUGUCGAGGGUGGGGUAUCAUAUGGAAGUAAAUAUUUACCCUGUGAACUUGGUAGUGGAAGUGGAAAUGAUAGCCUAGCUGGUACCACAGCUGGUGGUGGUAUUGUUGUCAUGGGUUCCAUGGAGCAUCCAUUGUCCAGCCUGUCUGUUGAGGGCUCAUUGAGAGCUGAUGGAGGAAGCUAUCAAGAUAGCAGUAGCAAAGCAUAUGCUGUUUUUGACAGCUUUAGUGGAGGUCUUGGAGGUGGAUCAGGUGGCACUGUUUUAUUAUUCAUGGGGACAUUGACUAUUGGCGACAAUGCCACCCUUUCCAGUGUAGGUGGGAAUGGUGGUCCGCUAGGUGGUGGUGGCGGUGCUGGCGGCAGGGUGCAUUUUCACUGGUCUGAAAUUCCAUCGGGUGACCUGUAUCAGCCGAUUGCCAGAGUGGGAGGAAGAAUUGCCACUGGGGGAGGAUCAGGUGUUGAUGAAGGUGGUCCCGGAGAAAAUGGAACAGUAACAGGAAAAGCUUGCCCAAGAGGCCUCUAUGGCAUCUUUUGCAAGGAAUGCCCCCCUGGCACUUACAAAGAUGUCAUUGGAUCUGAAGAAUCCCUUUGCCAUCAUUGUCCUACAUUGGAUCUUUCCCAUCGUGCUGUUUACAUAUAUGUCAGAGGUGGUGUCACUGAAGCUCCAUGUCCUUACAAAUGUGUUUCAGACAGAUAUCAUAUGCCACACUGCUACACAGCCCUUGAGGAGCUGAUUUAUACUUUUGGAGGACCUUGGAUGUUUGGUCUUAUUCUACUGGGCCUUCUUAUUUUGUUGGCCCUUGUGCUCAGUGUGGCACGUAUGAGGUUUGUUGGGGUUGAUGAGUUACCUGGUCCUGCUCCAACUCAACAUGGCUCUCAGAUAGACCACUCUUUUCCUUUCUUGGAGUCACUUAAUGAGGUCUUGGAAACAAAUAGAGCUGAAGAGUCUCAGAGCCACGUUCAUAGGAUGUAUUUUAUGGGACCAAACUCAUUUGCUGAACCUUGGCAUCUCCCUCACUCUCCACCGGAACAAUUAAAAGAAGUUGUGUAUGAGGGUGCUUUUAAUAGAUUUGUAGACGAGGUUAAUAUUCUAGCGACGUACCAGUGGUGGGAGGGAUCAGUAUACAGUAUACUUGGUGUUUUAGUACAUCCAUUGGCUUGGUCUUGGCAGCAGUGGCGCCGCAGGAUUAAAUUGCAGCGACUUCGAGAAUUUGUUCGAUCUGAAUAUGAUCAUGCUUGCUUACGAUCUUGUCGUUCACGUGCUCUUUACGAGGGGAUUAAGGUUGCUGCUACUCCUGAUCUGAUGCUGGCAUACGUGGAUUUUUUCCUCGGUGGUGAUGAGAAAAGGAGUGAUCUCCCUCCUCGUCUACAUCAAAGGUGUCCUUUGGCUAUACAUUUUGGCGGGGAUGGAAGUUAUAUGUCACCCUUCACUCUUCACAGUGACAAUAUUCUUACUAGCCUUAUGAGUCAGUCUGUCCCACCUACUACUUGGUAUCGUCUGGUGGCCGGUCUUAAUGCACAUCUACGAUUGGUACGCCGUGGAUGCUUAAGGAAAACAUUCCGACCUGUUCUAAGGUGGCUUGAAAGUCAUGCUCACCCCAAGCUGAAGAAUUAUGGUCUUCGUAUUGAUCUUGCUUGGUUUCAAGCCACAGCUUGUGGAUAUUGUCAGUAUGGUCUUUUAGUCUAUGCUGUUGAUGAGGACCUCGAGUCUCUAUCUGUUGAGUGUCCUGAACAACCUUCCAGCAACUGUGGAGGGAAUUCAUCGAGCAACCACUGGGAUGAUGCCCUCUUAGACCAUGCUAGCAAAACAAAUGAAUAUUUGAUGAGGCAGAAGAAGUCGUAUGGAGCAAUUCUGGACAUUGAUAAUAUACGAGGUCUGGAAGAAAAGAGAGAUAUUUUCUUCCCCUUUUCUCUCAUUCUUCAUAAUACGAAGCCUGUAGGGCACCAGGAUCUUGUUGGUUUGGUCAUAUCUAUAUUGCUUUUGGGGGAUUUCAGUCUAGUGCUGCUUACUCUACUCCAGCUUUAUUCGGUCUCAAUGGUGGAUGUUUUCCUUGUAUUACUUAUUUUACCACUGGGUAUUCUUCUUCCAUUUCCUGCUGGGAUUAAUGCUUUGUUCAGUCAUGGUCCUCGGCGUUCAGCUGGUCUUGCACGUCUGUACGCUCUGUGGAACAUUACCUCGUUGGUCAAUGUUGUGGUUGCAUUUGUUUGUGGUUAUAUUCACUACAAGACUCAAGCGUCACGAAGCAAAAUGAUUCCAUAUUUGCAGCCAUGGGGCAUGGAUGAAGGUGAGUGGUGGAUUUUUCCAGUGGGACUGCUUUUGUGUAAAUGUCUUCAGUCUCGACUGAUAAAUUGGCAUGUUGCGAAUUUGGAGAUACAAGAUCGCUCGUUGUAUAGUUCCGACUUUGACGUAUUUUGGCAGUCAUAAGUCAUAACAUCAAUCUUCUUUUUUUUUUGGUCUCUUGCCCGAGUAUUAGGUUUUUUGUAUUUUGUCUUGGGCGUAGAUGAGAGGGAAACAAAAGAACUGAAAAGGAAAAAGAAAACAACAGGAGUGAAAGAAAUUUAUUAGAGCUAGGAUAAAUGUCAUUCUUUUGUGUAGCUGAUCCAUUGUGUAGUCUUUUGUAUCUCAUGUUGUACAUAAUAGAGUACAUAUGCGCUUCCCUUUUCUUACUAUGUAUGAAUCUCUCUGACAUUUUGACAAAUGUAACAUACUUAUUUAACAGAAACACUUGUGACUCUUACUAA